Messenger RNA from Pogonomyrmex barbatus (red harvester ant), 1329 nucleotides. RefSeq names its product transmembrane protein 242. The record is from RefSeq and is a predicted model, not a curated record. Lineage: Eukaryota; Metazoa; Arthropoda; Insecta; Hymenoptera; Formicidae.
GUAUUCACGCUAGGUUAACUUUGAAUGGUGGUGAAUGUUUGAGAGGCAACGCUUUAAAAAUGACGAAUAUCUUCGGUUGACAUUUUCGUAACGUGAUGGCAGAAUCGAACGAUAUUGUAUCCGUUGCGAAAUCUACAAAACAAAAAGAAAAAAUAUAUGCUGCAGUAUUUCUGAGCACUGUUGCAAGCAUUUCUGCUCUUGCUGGCUUUACCAGAUCACUGGCAGUAGCCAGGAAGCAAGAUCCAAAAUCCUUUGGAGAUGGAAUUUCUGGUAUCAAAGGAGCCCGUGAAACAGGAGCCUCAUUAGCGAUAAGAGCUCUUGGUUGGGGUACAUUUUAUGCUAUUACAGGAUGUGGUUUAUUUUUUUAUGGAAUCUGGAAGCUUUCUGGAGCUACUAAUGCAGAGGAAUUCAGAUUCAAAAUGGGUUCCAUGCUACCAAAAAUACCUAAGAAUGAUCCACCCCAAAGCAGGACAGAAUUCAAAGGCUUGACAGAUCUGCUACUGUACAUUUCUGAGGAAUGGGGACAAAAUAAGGGGGAAUAAUGCGAAUGCGCAUCUUAUUAUGACUAUGUACAUUGACCGCUGCUAAUAUAGAACAGCAUGCAAAUCGCGUAAUCAGUCGCGGAUCGUACGAUCGUACGAUCGCGAUUACAUAUGAUUGCAUAGGUCACGCACGGAUGUACCGCAUGUACGAGAGCAUGAAUAAUAAAUAUUGGAUGGCCCGCAAAUCGUAUGAUGCCGUAAAUUAAAUCGUCGCGAGUUGACUUGUAGAAGAGAAUUUUGUAUAUUUAUUGAACUUAUAUAUUUAUUUAAUAAAAAUUAUAAAACGUUAUUACUUUCUUCAUUUUACGAACAGAAUAGUAAUGCGUUCCGAUGCAUCCGAUAUAAAUUUUUUUUUAUCAUGUAUGCGUGAUUACAUUGACCAGAGAAAAAGAUAGUCGAUUUUAAAAUGAGCUAUUCCUCUUUGAGGUUUUUUUUCCGUGAUGAUUUAAUUCUAUUCGUUUUUAUUUGUGAAUUUUUGUUCGAGAUCGCUAAGUUUGCAUUUAUAUCUGAUAAAUUUAAAAAAAAAUUGUUGACUUAUGGAACAUUAUUUAUUACAUUGAUUUAUUGAUAAAAGAUAGAUUUGUAGAUAAGCUUAUUUUAGUAAAAUCACGUAUGUGACAGAGUGCACGUUUUGUUAGUAAAAAAAGAAGUCAUUUAACAAAUUUAGUAAGCGUGGCGAUAAUGUUACAUGAAAAAAAGAUUAUACAAACUUGCUAUCUGUGCAAGAUAGAUCACGUUAAAGGCACGUGAAAUUUGAUAUGCAUGAAAAAUAAUAAAAGAUACAAAA